Purpureocillium takamizusanense is the source of this 1596-nucleotide messenger RNA. RefSeq lists its product as uncharacterized. The record is from RefSeq and is a predicted model, not a curated record. Gene Ontology annotation, biological process: amino acid catabolic process. Gene Ontology annotation, molecular function: L-amino-acid oxidase activity; polyamine oxidase activity. Lineage: Eukaryota; Fungi; Ascomycota; Sordariomycetes; Hypocreales; Ophiocordycipitaceae. Bases 1 to 1596 code for a protein of 531 amino acids. The transcript has 3 exons.
AUGCACGUCGGUAUCGUUGGAGCAGGUGUAUCGGGCCUAUACACCGGUCUUCUUCUACAACGUGAAGGCCAUAAAGUCACCAUUUUCGAGGCUGCGAACCGCGUAGGUGGCCGCAUCUAUACUUACCGCUUUACUCCACAGGCCAAGUUGGCAGACCCCUACUUUGAAGCUGGGGCCAUGAGAAUUCCAAGGUCGUCGCUGCACUCAAAAGUCUUUGACUUUAUCCGCUACCUCAACACACACGGCUCUGCUGAGCAAAAGGUUGAGCUCAUUCCGUACAUUCUCGACCAUGAGAACAACCGCUCCUUCUUUCAAGGCCGCAAAGGCAUGUUGCAGGACCCUCACUGGGCGGCCGAGGCCCAGCUGCCUGCUGCCUAUCAGCACAAGUCUCCGCAACAACUCCUCGGGGAGGUUGUGAUCCCUUGGCUGAGCCUACUUCGUCAGGAUUUUGAAGCUGGGUUCGAAAAACUGCUUCAAUACGACGAAUAUUCUUUUCGAUCAUAUCUGCGAAGCGUUAUUGGAUGGCCGCACGAGGUCAUUGAGUUUGUUGAGCUGUUUUGCUCGCAGACGAAUCAAUAUGAUCUCGGUUUUACCGAGAUCAUAAUGCAGAAUCUGGAUUUCGACACUAAAGAUUGGGCGACGGUUCGAGAUGGCAUGUCGCGGAUACCGCAAUGCGCCGCCUCCAUCAUUGGCUCCAAAAACAUACGACUCAAUGCGUGCGUGGACCACAUCGCUUAUUUGAACGAUGGGCGGGUUCAGCUGUCGGCACGAGGUCUUCACAGCGAAAGAUAUACCGCCGCAUUUGACACUGUCGUCGUCGCCACGCCGCCGUCUGCUCUCUAUAGUAUCGUCGACCGACCCCAGUGGUCGUUUAUGAAGGAGCAAGCCAUCCGCGGUAUCCACUACGAGCCCCUCUAUAAGAUUGGGCUGCAUUUUCGAACUCGUUUCUGGGAGCAAUCUAGAGUGAACCCCUGUUUUGGCGGCCAAAGUACGACAGAUCUCCGCUUCCGCUGGAUUGUCUUCCCUUCCAACGACAUGGGUGGCAACGGCUCCGGAGUCUUGCUACUCUACUGCUGGAUGGGGGACGCGUCGAAAUGGGCCAGGCUUUCACGGCCUGAGAGGGUCAAUCUCUGCUUGCAUGACUUGAACAAGUAUUAUGCAGAUGACGCCGAGGUUGACAUUUAUCAGCAAUUUAUUGAAGCGUUUGACAUGAUGUGGGUGACGGAAUCGUGCGGUGGCGAUGCCAUGUUCCUUCCGGGACAAUUCUCGCGCUUCCACGAAAUAGCCAGGAAGCGAGAGGGUCAGAUCUUUUUCGCCGGCGAGCACUUGUCCAAGCAUCAUACCUGGAUUGCUGGCGCCAUCGACUCGGCACUCCACACGACUGCCGAGAUCCUGGACCGCCCUCUUGAUGGUAAGAAAAAGAGCAGGAUGCAGCAGGCAGGGCUUAAACCGGAUUCAACAUUGGCUGCUCUCGGCCGAGAGUUUCUCACGCCAGACGAGAAACAAUUUAAGAAUACGACGGCCAUUAGCUCACGAAGAUUCAAGGCUUGUGUGAUUCCCAAAAACAUGAACAUACAGUAUGUAGAGAUGUUUUAG